This is a messenger RNA of Cheilinus undulatus (humphead wrasse), 3895 nucleotides long. Its product is annotated as protein NLRC3-like. Gene Ontology annotation, molecular function: protein binding. Bases 151 to 3504 code for a protein of 1117 amino acids. The transcript is spliced from 12 exons. The record is from RefSeq and is a predicted model, not a curated record. Lineage: Eukaryota; Metazoa; Chordata; Actinopteri; Labriformes; Labridae.
GCCGUUGUGAGUCAGCUCUCUGCUCUGAGUUCAAGUUCAGCUGACAGACAGCAGGGGGCGCUCUGCUGUGGAUCAGUGGGACAGACCAGAGGAGGGAGUCUCUCCUCUGAAACCUCUCUGUGUGAAGACCAAGAAGCUCUGAGGUUCAGGAUGGAGAAGAAGAGUCCAGACUCUGCUGAACCCAGCCGUGUGUCCAUGAAGAGUGACCAGUCUAUUGACUGGCUCAUCACCUUUAAACAACCUACAGAAGGAAGUGUCAGGAUGGAGAAGCAGAGCCCAGACUCUCCUGGUCCCAGCUGUGUGUCCAUGAAGAGUGACCGCUCUCUUGCCCAGCCUAUCAACUUCAAACAACCUACAGAUGGAGGUGUUGGGAUGGAGAAGCAGAGCCCAGACUCUCCUGGUCCCAGCUGUGUGUCCAUGAAGAGUGACCGCUCUCUUGCUCAGCCUAUCAACUUCAAACAACCUGCAGAUGGAGGAGCUCAGCUGGAACCAUCAGAGUUCUUCAGAGAUCAGUUCAAACAGCAGAAACCAGAGCUGGACUCCAUAUUUAUGCUGCUGGAGGAGAACAUUAUCAUCUUUGUGAAGAAGGAACUGAAGAGAUUUCAGAGGGCUCUGUGUCAGGAUAACCCAGAAUGCCCCAGUGAGGAUGAGGAGGUGUUGGUUGGUGAAGAUGAAGAGCAGAGGAGCAGAGAGGCUUUUCUGAAGAUCACAGAGAACUUCCUGAGGAGAAUGAAGCAGUACGAGCUGGCUGACUGUCUGAGGAACAGAUCUCCUGCUCCAGUUUGCCAACAGAAACUCAAGUCUAACCUGAAGCAGAAGUUCCAGUGUGUGUUUGAGGGGAUCGCUAAAGCAGGAAACCCAACCCUUCUGAAUCAGAUCUACACAGAGCUCUACAUCAUUGAGGGAGGGACUGGAGAGGUCAGCGAGGAACACGAGGUCAGACAGAUGGAAACAACAUCCAGGAAAGCAGACAGACCAGAAACUACCAUCAGACAGGAAGACGUCUUUAAAGCUCCAGCUGGAAGAGAUGAGCCAGUCAGAACAGUGAUGACGAAGGGCGUGGCUGGCAUCGGGAAAACAGUCUUAACCCAGAAGUUCACUCUGGACUGGGCUGAAGGCAAAGCCAACCAGGACAUCCAGUUCACAUUUCCAUUCACUUUCAGAGAGCUGAAUGUGCUGAAAGAGAAAGAGUUCAGCUUGGUGGAGCUCAUUCAUCACUUCUUUACUGAAACCAAAGAAGCAGGACUCUGCAGGUUUGAGGACUUCCAGGUGGUCUUCAUCUUUGAUGGUCUGGAUGAGUGUCGACUUCCUCUGGACUUCCACCAAACUAAAAUCCUCUCUGAUGUCAGAGAGUCCACCUCAGUGGGUGUACUGCUGACAAACCUUAUGAGGGGGAACCUGCUUCCAUCUGCUCGCCUCUGGAUAACCACACGACCUGCAGCAGCCAAUCAGAUCCCUCCUGGGUGUGUUGACAUGGUGACAGAGGUCAGAGGGUUCACUGACCCUCAGAAGGAGGAGUACUUCAGGAAGAGGUUCAGAGAUGAGGAUCAGGCCAGCACAAUCAUCUCCCACAUCAAGACAUCCCGAAGCCUCCACAUCAUGUGCCACAUCCCGGUCUUCUGCUGGAUCACUGCUACAGUUCUGGAGGACCUGCUGAAGACCAGAGAGGGAGGAGAGCUGCCCAAGACCCUGACUGAGAUCUACAUCCACUUCCUGGUGGUUCAGACCAAAGUGAAGAACAUCAAGUAUGACAGAGGAGCUGAGACAGAUCUACACUGGAAUUCAGAGACCAGGAAGAUGAUCGAGUCUCUGGGUAAGCUGGCUUUUGAGCAGCUGCAGAAAGGAAACCUGAUCUUCUAUGAACCAGACCUGAGAGAGUGUGGCAUGGAUAUCAGAGCAGCCUCAGUGUACUCAGGAGUGUUCACACAGGUCUUCAGAGAGGAGAGAGGACUGUACCAGGACAUGGUGUUCUGCUUCAUCCAUCUGAGUGUUCAGGAGUUUCUGGCUGCUCUUCAUGUCCAUCAGACCUUCACCAACUAUGGAGUCAAUCUGAUGGAAAAAGAACAAACAACAUUCUGGAUCUCUAAAAUCUUUAGAGACAGGCCUAAACUGGGACAUCUCCAUCAGAGCGCCUUGGACCAGGCCUUACAGAGUCCUAAUGGACACCUGGACCUGUUCCUCCGCUUCCUCCUGGGUCUGUCACUGACCACCAAUCAGAAUCUCCUACGAGGUCUGCUGACACAGACAGGAAGUGACUCAAAGACCAAUCAGGAAACAGUCCAGUACAUCAAGAUGAAGAUCUACGAGGAUCUGUCUGCAGAGAAAAGCAUCAACCUGUUCCACUGUCUGAAUGAACUGAAGGAUCGUUCUCUAGUGGAGCAGAUCCAACAGUCCCUGAGAUCAGGACGUCUCUCCACACAUUAUCUGUCUACUGCUCAGUGGUCAGCUCUGGUCUUCAUCUUACUGUCAUCAGAAGAAGAUCUGGACGUGUUUGACCUGAAGAAAUACUCUGCUUCAGAGGAGGCUCUCCUGAGGCUGCUGCCAGUGGUCAAAGCCUCCAACAAAGCUCUACUGAGUGACUGUAACCUCUCAGAGAGAAGCUGUGGGGCUCUGUCCUCAGUCCUCAGCUCCCAGUCCUCCAGUCUGAGAGACCUGGACCUGAGUAACAACAGCCUGCAGGAUUCAGGAGUGAAGCUGCUAUCUACUGGACUAAAGAGUCCACAUUGCAGACUGCAAACUCUCAAUCUGUCUGGUUGUUUGGUCACAGAGGAAGGCUGUUCUUCUCUGGCCUCAGCUCUGAGCUGGUCCUGUCUGACAGAGCUGGACCUGAGCUACAAUCAUCCAGGAGAACGAGGAGAGAAACUACUGUCUGCUCUACAGGAGGAUCCAGACUGCAGACUGGAGACACUGAGACUGGACCAUGGGGGACGGCACAGACUGAAACCAGGUCUAAAGAAGUAUGCCUGUGAGCUGGAAGUGGACACAAACACAGUGAACAAAGGACUCAGACUGUCUGACAACAACAGGACGGUGACACAUGUGAUGAAGGAUCAGUCAUAUCCUGAUCAUCCAGACAGAUUUGAUAAAUGUCGUCAGCUGCUGUGUCAGACUGGUCUGACUGGUCACUGUUACUGGGAGGUCGAGUGGAGAGGUGAGGUUAAUGUAUCUGUGAGUUACAGAGGAAUCAGACGAAGAGGAGACGGAGAUGAAUGUGUGUUUGGAUCUAAUGAUCAGUCCUGGAGUCUGAGCUGCUCUCAUCGUGGUUGCUCUGUCCGCCACAAUAACAGAGAAUUAAAAAUCUCCUCCUCCUCCUCCUCUUCAUCCUCUGGUAGAGUAGCGGUGUAUCUGGACCAUCCUGCUGGCUCUCUGUCCUUCUACAGUGUCUCCUCUGACAGACUGUUCCACCUUCACACCUUCAACACCACAUUCACUGAACUGCUCUAUCCUGGGUUUGGGUUUACAUUCUCAGUUCUAAUUCCCUCAGUGUCUCUGUGUUCUCUGUAGCUCAAACUCUGCUGUCUGAAUCCAAAACUUACCCCCAAAUUUCCAUAUACAGCGUGCGCGCCGCAGAAUGCUGGCUAAUCGUUCUGCAGAGCACUUCGCUUCCUCUGUAAUCUAUCAGAGCAUUUCCAUAGCCGGCGCUCUAGACCGGCAGUGGCGCGUGCCUGGAGCGGCACUUCUCUCCGCUUCGCUUCAGAUAUGCUGCAGGUCUAUUUCAGCGCCGACCGCUGCCAAACCUCGGAAAUUCACUGUUGUUCAGAAAGCACUAACCAUGGAAGUCACAAGAGUAGAACAUCCGGUUCUUUCAAAAUAAAACGCAAUGACUCCCAGUCGUAAAUCAUCACUAUAUCAACAUUACGUCUCAUCCUGCAGCGAGAGCCAAGGGCCACAGAGA